CUUCACACCGCCGAAGACAACACUCUUAAAUCUUAAAUCAACUGAACUCUCUAUUCUAUAAACCUUUUAAAAUAAUUUAAACGUGGUAACGUGGCAAAAUAAGAAAAGACUGCUAGAAAAAUUAAAUAAUCAAAUUUUUGCCUACUAGUGCUAAUGACUAAUAUUAUAAUUAUAUUAUUAUUAUCUAUAACUAUUGACAAUUGACUUAAUUAAUGAUGGUCCAUGCCAUGGCAUUUGGCUCAUUUGGUUUUUGGACCUCUUAAUUUGGUUUUGUGGUUUAUUUAUAAUUUAAUAUUAAAUUAUUCAUUUAGAAUGAGUCAUUUCACGUUCAAUCGGGCAUUAACUUAUUACAAACUGGGCCCUAUUUUUUUAUAUUUUCUUGUACAUCUUCAUCUAGGUUUAUAUUUAUAAAGUGUAUAUUAGUAGUAUAUUAGAGCAAAUUUUAGUACUAUUAGUUUCAUCAUUUUCAUUAAUGAUAAUGUCAUUAAAUUAUUGAAUGAUAAUUUAAUUAAUUUUACCAUCAAUCAUAUAAAAAAAUCAAUGAUUAUAAAUAAUUUUAUAAUCAUUGUCAUGUUGAUGACUACUUUGUUCUAGGAGGGGGAGCAUUUGAGUUUGAAAGUUAGUCUACCUGACUAUUAGUAAUGAAUUUGAAUUAUGUUUAUAGUUCAUUAUUAACUUCUUUUUUCAUAAAAACAUUAAUACUAUUAAGAUAUAUAUUAUAUAUAUAUAGGCCUAUAGAUAAUGGUAGAUAGCCAUACUCAAGUGUAGGCCUACUUUUUUUCUUCAGAGGUGUACAGUACAGAUCAGAGAGGUAUUUAUUAUAUUGGCAUUCAUAAUCUAAUUCUAAUAGAAAAUGUCAACCAGCUCUGUGGAAAUCUUUGGAGGUGUUGAAGGGUGAGAACAGUUGAUAUAUUCACAAUAAUUUUAAUUUUAGUAUUUGUAAUAUCUCUCAGUGAUUUGUGUUGAUUGGAAUUGAAGAUGAUGAUUGAAUGGCUUUUAGGAUUCAAUCUGGGAUAUUUAUAAUUUAAAAAGAACAACAACCUGAACACAACUUUAUUUUUGCUUUUGAAAUCACAUACUUUAAGAAAGCUAUUACUAUAUUUAUUCAAAUAAAAAAGGGGGAACAGUUAUUGGAAAGUUGAUAGCAAAAACACUAAUAAAUUCUUCAAAAUGUGUGAGCUUCAAGUGUGAUGUUUAAAACUUAGCUUUUGAUAAAGGUUAUCUUAUUAAAAAUAAGGCUAAAUUUGAUAUAUCGUUUAACACACCCCCGCCCCCCAUAAAUACUGUCCUUUUUCUAACACUUCAUGAACAUGCACAAUAUAUAUACUUAAUUAAAAAUUUGUGUAUUUUUUAAGUAGCUAAGAGUGACUAGCCACUAGUACUAGGAAUUUUAUCAAAGUUAUAAUUCUUUGAACAUUAACCAGUAUAAUUUAUUUUCAAAUUGAAAAAAUGUUACAAACUAAAAACUACAAGUAUAAAUAGGGAAAAAUAGGUACUUCUUCUGUAAAAGGCCAUACUAUCAUCACAAAUUAGGUGUCUUAUAUCUUAUAUAAAAUAUGAGGCUCAUAGCUGUAUACAUAACAUUUUACCUUUCAUUAUUUAACGAAAAAAUAUUAUGGAAAAAUUUUAGGGUGGUGGCAGAGAUUUGCAAAUCUUUAAGGUGAGGGGAGGAUGUCAGUUUUUUCCUGCGGAUACUCUUGUGUUAUUGCGGUAAAGAGAUGUUAAAAAAAUGACAAGACCUCUUUCUAUGUAGAAGAAUGCUAAGUAUGUGAAUGUGUUUAAUCAAAUGUAGCAUUUCAUGUGAAAACAUUUCAGAGGAGCUUCUAACACAAAGUUUGUCCUCAUGAACUCUGAAGGGAAAGUACUUUCUAUCAGCCAAGGAGAAGGCACCAAUCAAUAUGUACGUAAAUUAAAUUUUUGCUCUGAAAACAUUUUAAAAGUGUAAAUUCGGAAGCUAGCCAAAGCACCAACUUUUAAUAUGAUCAUGUAAGGUCAUCAUUUUACUAUUUAAAUAAUGAGGAAAAAACCGCACUAUCCUAUGGUGUAACUUAUGGUGCCACCUAUAUCCUUCACACCUAUGUUAAAAAUGUUGUUUACAAAAUUAGUACACAAAUGAAAGCAUUUUUUUCCUUCAUUUUUACGGGAGGAAGGGGGUUUGGGUGUAGUAUCGAUUUUGUGACAACAGGUCUAUGAUUGAAAAGAGUUUUAAUAAAUGUGACAACAGACUAAAUUAACAUGCUCAAUUCACUAUUUAAACAAAAUUAAUUUUGGAUCUAUGGUGAUAUUCUUCAAGAAAUGGUGCCUCGUAGACAGAUAAUAGUGGUAAUCUUAAGGUGCAGUAGUAACAUGAACAAUUACGUUGGGGUCUAGCCCCUUCCCCACUAUGAGGUAAUAGCCGCAUUUUUCUGUGUGCACCUUGGGAGAAGCUAAAUUUUACAUAAUGGUGAGUCCAAUCCUUGGAAAAUAGUAGCAAAGGUGGCAUAAGAUAUAUAUCACUACUUUUUUUUAACCUAUGUUUAAAACAGCCUCACAUUACUUUUGGGAGGGGGCUGUGUCACUUUUUUUUUGCUUCCUCAUUCCCUUUUUUCAGAGAUAACAGUUAAUAUUUUUCCGACUCACAACUUUGGGGCCCCUGAAGCCUCAAGGGUUGUAAGGCCCACACGAUGGCCAGAAUUUACAGUUAAAUAUUAUGUAAAUAAGCUCCGGGCAAGGGAUGAAUAUAAAAAAUGAUUAACUUUUUAAUGGCAACAGCCGGUCUGUAAAUGCUGUAAUGCAAGUGUUGAAUUUCAUCAGUCAAUAGGGACUUAGUGACAUGAAUUUUAGCUUUUCACAUGAGAUUCUUACAGAAUAAUAGAUUUGAAUUUGAACGUUGUAGAGUCUGACUUUUUUUGUAUUUAUAAGAGUAAGCGGCACAAGCAUAUUUUGGUGGGGAUUUUAGUGUGUUUCUAAAAUAUUUUUUUAGGGAUUUGUUGCUUCCAUAGGUUUUUGUGACAAUGUAGGGUCAAAGACCCUAGAUUUUUGUGACAAUGGAGGGUCAAAGACCCUAGAAUUUUGUGACAAUUUAAGGACAAUAAUCCUAAGUUUUUGUAACAAUUUAGGGACAAAGUUGUGCUAAUAAUGCAAUAAAUAAGAAAUGAUGCAUAUUAUGUUUCUUAGAGUUCUGCCAUUCCUCUUGUCACUCUAAGUAACUAGAAUAAUAAAUUUAUGAUACCUUCUUGUCUGUUAUGGUUCAUUAUUCAUUGUUAACUUGAGAUAGUUAUUAUCACAUUUUAACCUGUUUGAGUUAGCUUUCUUUAUUCCAUCAUCACAAGCAGCAUACAAAUUUUUUAUUUGUUUAAAAAAAAAGUUAAUUGGUGUGGAUGAAUGCCUCCGAAGGAUCACUGCGCUUAUCAAAGAUGCCAUCCUGAAGGCAGGUUUGCCAGAGGACACCACACUUUAUGGACUGGUUAGUUGACAACUGUUUCUUUGAUUUCAAGGGUCUAACAAUUUUAGUAAUAAUAAUAAGAUGGUUUAAAAAUAAAAUAUUUGCACCCCGCCACUUCUGACUUAACAAAUAAUUUAAAAGAUGCUUAUUUUGUUUCAGGUAAUUAUAAAAAAUUUUUUUUAGUUUCUUAAUAAAGAUGUUGAGGGGGAUUGAGAAAUACAAACAAAAAGUCAUGGAUGUUGUUUGCUUAUGCUCUGUAAUGGGGAGGGGGUGGGGGUGGGGGGUGGGGUCUAAGAAAGUGUGACAGUUUGUGAUUUGGAGUGUUUAUAAAUCAUAUGUGAACUAAAACAUACAAUUUUUAUUAUACAUUUAAAAUCUGAAAUUGAAAGUGAUGUUUAUCUUCUGUUGUAAUGGAUGUAUUCUGGCAGAAGAUGUCACUGUGUGAAUUUUAGAUUAAACUUUAAUUAAUUGUUUAAUUAAAAAAAAAAUUUUUUUAGUGUUUUUUUACUUGACACAGGUCCAAGAUUUGUGGCAGUGUGGUGAAGAGGGGGUGUGGGGGGGGGUUUGGGAUGGGUAACAUUGUCCAUAACAGCUUGACAUACUUCAUGGACAGCCAUCGAGUCUUAAUUGGCAUUUGAACCAAUUUUAUUAUUUUAAACUGUAAAUAAUUGAGAGGAGAAUUAAAUUCAAAGAUAAUAUCUCAGCAACAGCCAGGUCAAAAGUAAAUGGUUCUAACCCCCUUUUACAUUUAUAAAAAAACUGCUUAGCAAAUUCUUUUCAGAUAUAUAAUUUAAAUGAAAAAAUUGAUAAUAAUUUUUAACAACAUUAAAUUUGAACUGCCUUUAUUGACCUCACUCAACAGGGUAUGAGUUUAAGUGGGGGGGAUGAAAAGCUUGUCCAAGAACAAAUCAAGGAGGCUGUGAAGACCAAUUAUCCUAACCUCACUAAACAUACUUUUGUUGGGAGUGACACACAGUCUGUCCUGGCUUCAGCAUUACCCAAUGGUCUGUGCCCCAUAGGUUUAUCAAUUAAUUUGGCUAAUGUUUUUAAUAGUUGACUAAAUAACUUAAGUAUUAUUUUGUUUAUAGUCGAAUUAGUACUAGUACAUAUAAUAUUAAAGGUUAGUUAAAAUCAUUAUCUUUUUGUUUCUUUGCAAGGCAAUCAUUAAUUAAUACUGAAAAAUCAUACUUGAUCCAUGUUCCCCUUCAUGUUUGACAGAAUCUUACUCAUAAUUUAAAUCUAUUAGUAGUAUUAGAAAAAAAAAGUAAAUCAAAAUCAUAUUCUUUAGAUAUUUAUUGUAUGCAUUCCUUUUAAUAAAAAUACAAUAAGAAUGUCAUGUGGCUAAAGAAUGUUUUUUUAACAAAAAAUGAUGGUGCUCAAGACAUUGCACUUAUCUCAGUUAUUACCUGCACAGGUCUUUGCUUUUAUUUAACAAGUUUCUUUUAACUCAAGAAGCUUGAGAAUGUCUAAAUUGUAUGACUGGAUGAAUACAUAUUUAUGACAUUUCAAACCAUAAAUGUUUUUAAACUUUGCACAGCAAAUAAAAUAAUGAUCAAAAUUAUUGUUCAUGCAGGAGGUGUGGUCCUGAUUGCUGGUACAGGCUCAAAUUGUCAGUUGAUAAACCCUGAUGGCACCAUGGCUAGAUGCGGAGGCUGGGGACAUCUUAUUGGAGAUGAUGCCUCUGGUAAAAAUUCUCAUUGUCUUCUGUGUCUUUUCUGGCUGUGUUGAGAUGUACGAGACUAAUGAUGUUUGAAUUAAUUGGUCAUGAGAGAACAGAUGAUCAUGUUAGGAUGAUUUAGACAUAUUGGACUGAUUAAUAAUUUUGGGCAAUGGCAAAAACAAAUCCGAAGCUCAUUCAUGUAAACACAAGAUUCAAUCGACAUCUUGAAUAGACCCAAAAUUUAUUACAAUGUUUAAAUUUUAAAAUUAAAAAAAAAUUCUUCAUAUUAACUUCGCUUUUGUUUGCGACUGGCAUGAUGGUCGGAAGGCUAAUUGACCCACUUCCCAUCAACCCAUCAAGCUGAAACUUGGCACACAGACUCAUUUCCGAUGACAACGGAUUCUUUCAGAUUUUCAGCCCCGCCCCCUAAUCCCAACCCCCAAAAAUGAGUUUUUCCUGUUUUUCAAAGGAAAUAUAAGGACAAGGUAUGGUAAACUUGAAUUCAUUGACAGGACAAAAGAUUGACGUUGCGGCUAAGAGCCUUUAUCAGAAAACAAGACGAAAAAAUAAUAAAUAUCAGAUCUUUUGUCCUGUCAAUGACUUCAAGUUUACCAUACCUUGUCCUUGUAUUUCCUUUCACAACUUGAAUGCAGUCUAUCAAUUAUUAUCUUUUUUUCAAAGGAAUGAUGAAGGAUUUAUGAUUUCAUGAAAUAAAAUUCUCAAUAAUUGGGCUAAAUGAGAUUCUUUAAAAAAAAAAUGUUACAGGUGCGUUUGGUGCAUAAUAUAUUCUUUUCUUUUUUUCUGAAAUAGUGGGUGAAAUAAAUCUGUGGUGUAAAAGAGGGUUGGUCAUUAGAAUAUUAAUUACUAGUUAUAGCCCGCCAAACAUUGGCGGUAGCAAUGCGUGAACUUCCCAUCUACUAAAUUUACUUGACAAAAACGUGAACUCAAGUUACGCACACAUUUUAUUUCAUGCCAUGAACUAUAUUAAUAUUCACUUGUCCCAACCACUUUUAAACCGAAUAUUUUUUACACAAUACUUAACUUGAGACGAUUUCCUUUCCGAAAAGAAAAUAUAAUAUUACGUCCCAAACGCAAUUGCGUUAUUAAAAAUCUAUAUAUAUCAUUUAGCGUAGUUAUCAGGAAUUAUAUUUUGCGCGUUAGUGAGCUCAUUAUUUAACCACACUCUGGCGUAUCUAUAUAUAGCCUGCGUGGUGGUGUUUGACCUUUGCUGGCGAAUUAUAUAUAUAUAGAUAAUAAGUUUACCAUACCUUGUCCUUGUAUUUCAUAGAAUAUUAAUAUAAUUCAGGGCAUGGAAAAAAUGUGCAGUUGCAAGUUUGUGGGGAGGGAACUCCAAUAAGGAUACUUAUAAACUGUGUUACUUAUAUGCAUUUUUUAAUAAAAUAUUCAGCUCCCAACCACCCAUUGCUCGAUAUUACAUUUUAUUUAUAAAGGAUUUAUGUGAAAAACAGUUUUUUUAGGGGUUGUUUAAUUAAUUUCAUUUGUUGACAAAAACCUGGAGUUGGAGUCUUUUUAUUAUAAAUUAGUAUAUAGACAAGGCUUGAUGUUAAUCAGAAGUGUCCACUACAUCUUGUAUCAGAAGUGUCCACUACAUCUUGUAUCGGAAGUGUCCACUACAUCUUGUUGUAUUUCAAUGUCUAGAAGCAAAUGGCAGUUAAUAGUUGAAGCAGUUUAAGAAAAUUUAAAUAAUUUAGAUAUGAAUCCUAAAAAAAUGUAUCUGUAAAUGUUUUAAGGAACUAAUUCAUGGGAUCCUGGAUAUGCACUAAAACCAAUUCAUGAAAUUAAUAUAAUUUUAUCUUUUUCUUUAGAUACAAGACAUGGUUUUAUUUCUACUAUUGAUAUUUCUAAAUCAAUUUUGCAUAGUUUUAAUUUUUUUAUCUACAUUCAGCAAUCUGGAUUACUUUGAAAGCUAUAAAAGUUUACUUUGACCAUGAAGAUGGCUUUUUGCCCUGUCCACAUAGCACUGCAGUUGUACGGGAAACUAUAUUUAACUACUAUAAUGUGAGUACUACUACUAGUCAAUAGUUUGAGUGGUUCUCAAAAUAUUUUUAAAAGCUUAGACUUAUUAUUGUAUCACCAUUCUACAACUGACCCCAGGGUGACAAAGGUUUCAGAGGGCUUAAAUAAUUGUAAAUAUUGUAUGUUUACGAGCAGUUAGUUUCAAUUUUAGUUUCACAAAUUGUAUUUUAUUUACAUUUUACACAUUUAGGAUACUCCAGAUAUAUCAUCAAACAUAUGUCCAGAAAAAAACAACUAAUAAAUAACUUUAAAUGAUAAUAAAUAAUGUCCCAUGGUGAUUCCUUUCUUUUAAUAUUUUUUCAACUGCAACAUUAUUGUAUGUAUCUAUGUAAACAAUUGCUUUCAUACUUUUUGUGUGGCAAUAGAAAGAAAAUAAUUGAUUCAUUUUCUAAAAUCAGAAAUAUCUAAGCUGCUAAAGUUUAAUUUAUUUUUUUUUCCCCUUCCCUAUUUAGAUACAAGAUCGCAGUGGUAUUCUGGAUCACCUCUAUACCAAUUUUAAUAAAGCCAAAUUUGCUGGAUUGUGUAAAGAAUUAGCGGAAGGUAUUUAUUUUUCAUGUCUUUUUCAUAAAUUAUCCCCCACAACCCCACCCUUAAAAAACUUGCACCUCUUAAAAAAAAAACGUGAGUAAAUAUUAUUAUUAAACUAAUGACAGUAAUGUAAUAUUUGUAACUUAAAUACUCUUAUUGCUAUUUCUUUUUAUAGUUUGUUACGCCCAUGAAAUUGAAGAAGGUUGUUCCAAUGAACAUAUAAUAAUAAUGCGUAAUUUAUUAAAUUAUAUUGCCAUUGUAAAUAUUCAUUUUUAAAUUGGUCGAUGGUUUAUAAUAAUCUUCAAUCUUCAGGUAAUAAUUUAGAUUUUUAGAUAUUUGAGGUACCACAAACCAAAGAUUGCCUAUCUCCUCCAGCUAACAGCAGACUAUAGUUUGGAGAACACUGUUUAUCGUUAAGUUCUAUGUAAAAGAUUUUCGCACAAGGAAAUAUUACCGAUAAGCAAUCAUACAAAACAAAUAAAAACAGUUUGUCCUUGCACAUUACACCGCAGACAUUGUAACAUUACCAACACCAUUAUGUGAUCUUUUUGUUUUGUGAAAAGAAAGCCUCAAUUUAAAAAUAAUUAUAAAGACCAGGAACUCUAUAGCUUAAGGCACGCAUUAGAAUUAGAAUUACUUAGAUUUUGAAAAAUAUUAAUGUUCUGUGAUUUGUUUUACUUAUGAAUUGCUUUGAUUGUAACAUAUUUCAACUUUUAUCUCCUGCUUGAUAAUCAAGAGAUUAUUUUAUACUUGUACAUUUAUUUGUUAUUUUACUUUGAGCAUUCAAGAAGUUACCAAUUAAAAAAGUCUCAAAGUCACCUUACUUAAUGGGAAAUUUUAUAUUUAAUUGGACAGCUGGCAUUGUGAAGAAAGAUCCUUUGUGCUGUGAAAUUUUUAAGGAGGCUGGUCGACUUCUAGCAAAACAUUUGUAUGGAGUGUCUACAAAAAUGCAUAAGGUACGACACAAUAUAUGACAUUGGACAAGUAUCGGACAAGUAUCUGAUACGUUAGCUGUCUUACAAACACCAUAAGGUAUAGUAAAUUAUUUUCUUUGCAUUGGAGAAAUAUCUUAAUUAUCUUAAGAAGACCCUUAUGCAUUUUCUCCAUCACUAUUUCAAUUACUCUUCAUUUUACUAAUUUGCUAUAACUUAAUUGAGCAUUUUAUUUUCACAGGAUUUGAAAGAGAGAGAGGGAGGCUUACCUGUGGUGUGUGUCGGGUCAGUGUUUAAAAGCUGGCAACUUCUCCAACCUGGUAAAUAGAUGUCUCAUCAACAAUUCUAAAUACAGUGUUUGCAUAGUCUUAAUGGGGGCUAUUUACCACCUCUGUGACAUAAAUGUAGGGUAUCAGGCCUAUUCAUCACCUCUUUGACAUAAAUGUAGGGUAUCAGGCCUAUUCAUCACCUCUGUGCAAAAAAUGUAGUGUAUCAGGCCUAUUCAUCCCCUCUGUGCAAAAAAAGUAGUGUAUCAGGCCUAUUCAUCACCUCUUUGACAUAAAUGUAGGGUAUCAGGCCUAUUCAUCACCUCUGUGCAAAAAAUGUAGUGUAUCAGGCCUAUUCAUCCCCUCUGUGACAUAAAUGUAGGGUAUCAGGCCUAUUCAUCACCUCUGUGACAUAAAUGUAGGGUAUCAGGCCUAUUCAUCCCCUCUAUCUCUAUGACAUUGUUUUGGCUUACAACAGCUCCAUCCAAUAUCAACUAAACCUGUCAACUUGCUUAGUUUUUCUUAAAGUUUUCAUGUUUAACCAGCUAACUUAUUGUUUUAAAAAAAAAAUAUGAAUAAAAUAUUCCAUCUAUGCCAAGGUUUUGUUGAGGAGAUGAGUGCCACGUUGCCAGAGACCGGCAUUAGAGAAGUCACGUUACUUAGACUUAACUCGGAGGCCAGCCUGGGAGCUGCGGCGUUGGGAGCAGAGGCGGCGGGAAAACAACUUCCUUUAGACUACGCCAACAAUGCUUCAGCUUUCUUCCACACUAAAUUUACAGAAUCUUAACGAUUAGUUGCAGAUUUAAAUGCUUUGACAAUUGAAUAUGUUGUUUUAGUUUUAAUGUCAGUUAAAGAGACAGUAAAUGGUAACUGAUGCUUUGCCGGUAUGGGAUAAAUUGCUUGAUUAUUAAUAUGUACAGGUUUUAAUGGAUUCUUUUAUUACUAUCAUUUAUUUAUUAUUAUGAAUUUGUUGCAAUCAGCAAGACUAUGACAUGUAAGCUCAGGUCCUAUGUGUGUCUGGAGUUAAAGCAUUUUUAUCAUCAAUGUUGUUGUUGUUGUUGAGCCUUCUCGUCCAUGAGGGGCAUCCACCGAUCAUCAUCGGCGGUUCCUCCAAGGGCAUAGACCACCUAUGAAAGACCUCCAGGCAUCUCUAUCCUGGGCCAGUUUCUCCAGGAUCUUCCAUUCAUGGCCAAUUUUCUUGAUGUCUGUCUCCAAUUCUCGGCGCCAAGUGUUUCUUGGACGGCCUCUUUUCCGCUUACCCUGUGGGUUCCAUUUCAGGGCUUGCUUUG
Messenger RNA from Lymnaea stagnalis (great pond snail), 10136 nucleotides. Lineage: Eukaryota; Metazoa; Mollusca; Gastropoda; Lymnaeidae. The record is from the annotation of a GenBank genome assembly.